This is a messenger RNA of Funneliformis geosporum, 1143 nucleotides long. Lineage: Eukaryota; Fungi; Glomeromycota; Glomeromycetes; Glomerales; Glomeraceae. The record is from the annotation of a GenBank genome assembly.
AUGAUAUCUCUUCUAUACUAUGUUAUAUCUGGAUCUCUUACCAAAAAUCUCUUAGUAAUGAGUCAAAAGCAAAACUUGAUGAUACAAGUUGAAAGUCUUUUUCGUAUUGAAUUCACAGCUUGUCCGUUUGUGAUCAUUCUCAAUGAAGUCAAUGCCAUUAUACGCCAAAUGUCUAGUGAUAUAAAUGCACGAGAGUCUGAGAAUGCAAUGUGUGAUAUCUUAAUAUCUGCGAGAUAUGUUUUGGCCAUAGAUGCCUUUGCGAAUAAGUCAAUAUUAGCAUUUUUUAAAGCAUAUUGUGGUGAAGACAUUCAUAUAAUUGAUAAUAGAUACCAGUCUCGUGUGGAUGAGAUGGUUAAAAUUCUUUAUGAUCUCAAUAGUGAAGCUAAAGCUAUAAGAAUAGGAUAUGACCUUUUGAGGCAAGGAAAACGUGUGGCAUUUGUAUCUACUGGAGCAGUGAUGGUUAGAGCGUUAGUAGAAAAAGCAUCUAAGUUAUCUAAAUCUGAUAAUUCACCUGUUAGAGCCUGUGCAUAUUAUGGGGAUAUAGAUGGGAAGCAAAGACAAAAAGACUUUUCCAAUAUUAAUAAUAUCUGGGGCAAACUCGACUGCGUGGCUUAUACAAAUAUAGUGGAAGUAGCAAAGCUUGAAAGUGCUCAACCUAAUAAUUUGCCUACAGUAAUAAAGGGACAUUGUGAAUGGAAUAAUAAUAUUAUUUCUUAUAAAGUUGAUUCGUCUCCAGCCGUAAUAACUUUUAUUGAAGUCGAGCAUCAGAAACAUUUUUCUGCAAGAUAUUUUAUUGAAAAGCUUUAUAGUCUCAUAGCUAAUGAGAGUCGAGGAGUUAUAGGGAAUUACAAAAGGGUUCACAAUGAGAUUAGGGUUGAAGCAUUAGUUAUUAAAAAUACAGAUUUUAACGCAAUUGCUACUUUCUGGAAUCUUAGUCCUGAAAAAGCUGAAGUCCUUAAAUUUGACCAAGAGCGUUCUAUCGCAGAUAUUAUAACACUUAAACGUUUUUAUAUGCAGAUCCUUUAUUGUAAAGACAUGCAAAGUUAUGAUAAGAAGGGUGCAAUGAAGGGAUUAAAAGCUGAAGAAAAUAUACAAUGGGAAAUUGCCUGCUAUAGAGCUGAAGAGAAUCUGAAAAAUCAGUAG